This is a messenger RNA of Cicer arietinum (chickpea), 1846 nucleotides long. RefSeq lists its product as uncharacterized. Lineage: Eukaryota; Viridiplantae; Streptophyta; Magnoliopsida; Fabales; Fabaceae. The record is from RefSeq and is a predicted model, not a curated record.
AUGGGUUCAGCUCCAAAAUGUGUUGUUUCUUUGGAAAUAGUUAAGGGUGGUGUUUUGAAUGAGGAGAUGAGAAGGAAGGCACAUGGUUAUUCAUCUCAAUUUGAAGUUCUUGUCACUGAAAAUAGGGGAAAAGAAUUAAGUGGGAAUGUGAAUAAUUUUCUCACUUUGGUAGGCCUCAGAGCAUAUGAUUUGAAAGUAGAAAAUAUAUAUUUUCUCAAGGAAGUAUAUGGACAACAAAUGAACUUGGGUUUCACAUUCAUUAAGUUGAAGAAUUUGUAUAGGAUGACGUGUCUUUUUGUGGGUCCCAAAAAUUCAUUAGCGCUCAAAAACCUUAGAUGGUUAAAAAUCUCAGAAUGUGAAAAAUUGGAAAUUGUUUUCUCCGUUGCUGUUAUAAGAUAUUUACCACAAUUGAAAAGUCUAAUAAUAGAACAAUGCGAAGAGUUGAAACAGAUCAUUGAAGAUGACUUGGAGAAUCAAAAGACUUCAAAUUCCUUGUCUUCAGAAACAUGCUUCCCAAAGCUAGAAGUACUUUAUGUAGCAAAGUGCAACAAGUUGAAAAGUGUCUUUCCAGACUCCAUAUGUAAAAAGCUUCCUGAGUUAAAGCUGCUGAUAAUAAUAGUAGCAGAUGAGCUAGAGGAAAUAUUCAAAAGUGAAGGUCAUCACAAAGUUGAAAUUCCAAAUCUGAAAGUUGUAACAUUUUACAAACUACCAAGCCUCUGCGAUUCCCAGGGAAUUCCAUUUCAGGCUGUUAAAAGUCGUUUUGUACAGGAUUGUCAAAAACUCUCGCUCACUUCAGCAUUUACACACCACACUUUUAGUGACAUCAUUCGUUUAUGUUUCAACUCCGAGAUACAUGAUGAAGCCUAUACAUUUUCGAUGAGUCUAUUUAAAAAGUUACAACAAGAGUCUGAAGGCCACCAUACUAGUAAUGAGAAUCCAAGUGCAGAUUUUGCAGCAUCAGAAUUCGAGUUGACUUCUUCACAGGAGUUGAUGAAUAAAAAAUCAAUGGAUGAACAAUGUUUGAUGAACCAACAACAUCCACUUGGAGAAAUUGACACUACCGUCCAACAUUCCCACGGAAAUAAUGAAUAUGGUGAUGGGAAAAUAGCCAUACCUUCUUUUUCAAUUUCCAAUACAGAGCCGCAUACCAUAGAAGAUGUUGAUCUUGAAGACUCUCAGAAAACAACUCAGACUAAUAAUAAUCAAGUUUCUCUAAAUGAUGAAGCUUUCAAGAAAGUAAGCUCAAAUAUUGAGGAACAAUUUCCUAAGGCUGAUGAAAUAAUAGUUUCCAAAUCUAAACCAUCUCCUAUUGCAUCUCAGCUUCCUUCAAUGCCUUCAAAAGGGGACCCUUCUCAAAUAAUGGAAGACUUAAGUACUCAUUCUCUUGUCAUGAGGGAGCUUGAGCAACUAGUCUCCAUGAAGCAUUUGGCUUAUGAGAACUUAUCUUUGUUGACUGAUUUCCUAGUAAAGCACCCUUCUGUUCGUUUAAAGGACCCUUCACUGAGAAAUAGAUACAAGGGUUGUGCCUACAAUUUACUAGCUGAGCUAUUAAAGUUUCUCCAAACCCAUAGUGUGUUAGAUGCAUCAGGGUCAUUCCAUUCUGAAUUUGUGGAGCUGUUACUAGAUGCACGCAACUUUGGUUUUGAUAAGGAUUGGUUGGAUGGUGUUGAGAAGCGCGCUUUGUUUCCUGAAUUACAAGUAUCUCAAGAAGCGUUGCAAAAAUGAUAUUUAUGUGCUCCAAUUGUCUAUUAGACUAAAUAUAUUUAUGUGUACAUCUAUUCCUUCAUUGUUAUGUUUUUCAUUGUGUGAGCUUUUAUCCUUCUAUAUAUUGUCUAAUCGUUGGGUA